UUCAAACCGUUUACAAUUUUUGAUUCAAUUCUUUAUCUUUUGAUUUCUCGCUGUAAAAUUCGAUAAAAUGAAGUUUGCAGUGGUUUUGGCUUUUUGUGUUGCUUUUAUAGUGGUUAUCGAAGCUCAAAAUAACUAUAAUGAUAAUAGGAAUGGACCCCCGAGGUAUGGACACUACGAUAUUCAUAAUCCUGAUCGAGAUCAGGGGAGACCGUGGCAAAACGACUAUAGUGGAAACCAGGGAAGACCCUGGGAUGAGGGAAAUCGUGAUCAAGGUGAAGAGGAAUAUUAUAGUGGUAGUAGAGGUAACAGCAAUAGUGGCAAAAACCCAGGAAUUGAACCACUUGACCCAAGGAUCGGUACAGGACCAUUCAUUAAUACUGGACCACGUGAAGGACGUUACGUGCGUUAUCGGGGAAAUACUGGAGCUCCAGGAGUUGCCAUCAGAGAUGAUUACUACUAAAUUCUAACUCAAUUCCAUUAAAAUCUCUCUGAAAACUUGUGAUUAGCGGACACAUUAAGUGUUUCCUUUAUUUUUUUAAUCAUAACAUCUCAUCAUAUUUAUUAAUUAAAUUUACUGAAACGA
This is a messenger RNA of Lutzomyia longipalpis, 583 nucleotides long. RefSeq lists its product as uncharacterized. NCBI's taxonomy places the organism in Eukaryota, Metazoa, Arthropoda, Insecta, Diptera, Psychodidae. The record is from RefSeq and is a predicted model, not a curated record. Bases 68 to 460 code for a protein of 130 amino acids. The transcript has 3 exons.